CUUCGUCUCCCUAGGCACCCACUCGAGCACUUCUCUCCCAUGGGCACUCCUUCGACUCCCCUGCCGCAGCAGAAAGCGGGUGUAAGUGGCAUCGAGCUCACGAAUGUUAACCCCGCCGUCGCUCGGUCGGCUCCUGGCGGUGCGCCAUCCGCGCCAGCCAACAAGGCCUUAAUAUUACGUCAAAUCGCCAUCAUCGUGGCCGGCUUCGUCGUGGUGGCCAUGACCUGUUCCAUCGUGUUCGCCUAUGGAGUCUACCAAGCCUUGUACGAAGAGAUGGCCAAGGAGCCGAACACGCCUUUUACCGGGUGCUCGUCUGCCGCAAUCGGUCUGGUCGGGACACUGGCACUGUCGCUGAUGACCAUGGCCGGCCCUUUCGCCGUGAACUGGUCCAAGCUGUACUCGCCGCAAAUGGUCAUCAGCGCCGGCGGCGUCCUCUUCGGGGUGGCGUUCAUUCUGGCCAGCUUCAGCCAACACCUCUGGCAAUUCGCCUUGACUCAAGGCCUCCUCGUCGGCCUCGGGACCUGCAUGGCCUAUGUGCCCAUGACCUCGGUGGCCCCGGCGUGGUUCGACAAGCGGCGCGGUCUCGCCAUGGGCGUCAUCAUCAGCGGGACGGGGGUAGGGGGGAUGAUCUGGCCUCCAAUCCUCCGCGCCCUGGUCACGCACGUCGGAUUUCGGAACGCAAUGAGGACGUCUGGGAGCAUCUCGGCCGUGCUGGUGGCGAUCUCGGGCCGCGUGCUGAAGUGGGAGCCCGAGUUCGAGGAGAGGAUUCGCGUCGAGAUGCGCGCCGUCAAAGAGAAGAGCAUCCUCCGCCGGCUGAUCUCCUUCCCCAGGCUGAACUGGCAAGUCGCCACGUCCAAGAAGUUCGCCGCGCAGGCCCUGGGCAACUUUUUCCAGUCGGCCGGCUAUUCCACGCCGCUGUUCUUCUACGCCGCGUACGCCCAGUCGCGCGGCUACAGCGCCAACGCGGCCGCCAACUUCAUCACCUUGAGCAAUGCGGCCAAUUUCCUCUCGCGGAUCGUGAUCGGCUUCGCCGCAGACCGACUGGGCCGGCUGAACGCCCUGUUCGCGACCACCUUCCUCAGCGCCGUCGCCGUGCUGGGCUUCUGGUUUCCGAGCACGUUCUGCGACCACCAGAAAGCCUGCAACACCAAGGCCGACGUCUUGUUUUUCUUCUUCACCGUCUUCUACGGCGCCUUCGCCAGCGCCUACAUCUCCUUGUUUCCUGCCGCUCUGCUCGAGCUCUUCGGCCGCCAACAUUUCACGAGCGUCAAUGGAGCACUAUCCUUCAUCCGAGGAAUGGGCUCACUGCUCGGCACCCCGCUGACGGCUCUGCUCAUCUCCCAGUCGACCGCGUUGACCUUGUCGACGACCUACAUUCAUAGCGCCAUUACCGUCGGAGUCCUCAUGCUGGUGGCUGCGGCCUUCACCUUCUGGGUAAGGCUUGAAGCGCCGAGCAACGGCCAGCAGAGGUGGAAGGGCUGAAUGCCAUGUACAAGCAAACUUGUGAGUAAUGCUGCGCCGAUAAGAUCAGACCGUGGGUAGCAGCAGCGCUAGUCAAAAGACGGCCUGCCGGGUGCGUUCCGAUCUCUCAAGCAGGGACAUCGCGAUAAUUCCCGAAUCCCGAGUUAUACUUUUGGCUCUAUCAGGUGUCGUGCUUGAGGCUCCAGAUGACGAGGCUCGGGUCCCCCAAUCAAGUUUCCAUGAGCAGCGCUCGCUCGAGGACAAAGCAACUCACUCCUCCAUCCGAUCGGGCAACACAGAAUAUGGGAGUGCGCUAAGACGUCCCAGCUCUGGACGUACUUGAGAACAACGGGAAACUCCCAGUGGUGUAGACAGUUCGCAACCGUCGAUCCUCGUGAACAGUGCAUCCAUAACUACAGGAAGACCCACUCUCAGCUUGCGCUGCUGGCUUACAAUGAAUCGAUCUAUUCUUGAUGCCCAGACCAUCAUCUUCCAGGCGGCUGAGCAAGAUAUACGGUCCUCCUCGCAUGCUCAACCUAUUACGUGUUCCCAUCCACGGCAACGGCUUGGUGCUUGGCGUAUUCCGGAUCCGAUUCGCCCGCUCUCCACCUGUACUUGGACGCCGGGUGAUCCUCCCUGACUCUUUUCCCUCGAUCGUCUGCGCUGUAAUUCUCGCGGGUGGUCCCUCCAGGCACGGCGUAGUCGUCCCAGAAUACACCUCGCCGCCUCAGCUCGGGGAAGAGGUACUGGGCGAUGUCUUGGAAAUCCCCAGGCGAGACAGCGUAGGAGAUAUUGAAUCCGUCGACGCCGGCCUCGUCGACCAGCUUCUGUAAGACAUCGGCCACGGUGGUCGGCGACCCGAUUGCUUUGAGAUGCGGACCGC
This is a messenger RNA of Cladophialophora immunda, 2344 nucleotides long. RefSeq lists its product as uncharacterized. Lineage: Eukaryota; Fungi; Ascomycota; Eurotiomycetes; Chaetothyriales; Herpotrichiellaceae. Bases 40 to 1482 code for a protein of 480 amino acids. The record is from RefSeq and is a predicted model, not a curated record. Gene Ontology annotation, biological process: transmembrane transport. Gene Ontology annotation, cellular component: fungal-type vacuole membrane. The transcript has 2 exons. Gene Ontology annotation, molecular function: transmembrane transporter activity.